This is a messenger RNA of Rotaria sordida, 288 nucleotides long. Lineage: Eukaryota; Metazoa; Rotifera; Eurotatoria; Philodinida; Philodinidae. The record is from the annotation of a GenBank genome assembly.
AUGCCCGCUUCACCUAGUGGAACAAGUGUUGGUAAAGGCGAUUCAGGUAAAACAUCAGGACCACGAACAACAGGUGGUGGUGGUGGUGGUGGUGUUCGUCAACGAAAAUCAACAGCACCUGCACGUAGUCGACCAGGAACUGGUGGUGGUGCAAGUGCUGGUGUUUGGCGUUUUUAUACAGAAGAUUCACCGGGUCUUAAAGUUGGUCCUGUACCUGUACUUGUUAUGAGUUUAAUUUUUAUUGCAAGUGUAUUCAUGUUACAUAUUUGGGGUAAAUAUACAAAAUAA